AUGGUUAUCAUCCCCAUGUCGAUGUCAGUCCCAGAAGUGCAGCUGCGACAGGCCUCGACUCCUGAAGAAAUUCAGCAGAUAUCCUCGUGGGGGGGAGGGGGUGGCCCCCAUGGUCCCUCUCGUUGGGUGCCCACCGAUUUAUACCUUGAUCAAGCUAAAAUGGCGCAUAGCAGAUGCUACUUCUUGCCUUUCCUGAUGAUGAAGAGCUGCCUCCUGCUGGGGUCCGCCGCCCCCUCUCCAAACUCGGACCUGCAGCAGGAGUAUGCACACUCCAUCCGCUUAGAUGGCGACAUCAUCUUAGGUGGCCUAUUCCCUGUACACGCUCGGGGCGAGCGAGGGCUACCGUGCGGCGAGCUGAAAAAGGAGAAGGGGAUCCACCGUCUAGAGGCCAUGUUGUUUGCCAUCGACCUUGUCAACAAAGACCCUGAGCUGCUCCCCAAUGUCACUCUGGGUGCGCGUGUCCUGGACACGUGCUCACGAGACACCCACGCCCUGGAGCAGUCACUCACCUUCGUACAGGCUCUCAUUGAGAGGGACGUGGGCGAUGUGCGCUGCACUAAUGGACAGACCCCCAUCUUCGCCAAACCCGACAAGGUGGUGGGUGUCAUUGGGGCGGCGGCCAGCUCUGUCUCCAUCAUGGUGGCCAACAUCCUGAGGCUCUUCAAGAUCCCCCAGAUCAGCUACGCAUCAACAGCGCCAGAGCUGAGUGACAACACUCGCUAUGACUUCUUCUCGCGUGUGGUACCUCCAGACUCAUACCAGGCUCAGGCUAUGAUGGACAUUGUCACAGCAAUGGGUUGGAACUACGUCUCCACGCUGGCCUCCGAGGGGAACUACGGAGAAAGCGGCGUAGAGGCCUUUGUGCAAAUCUCCAGAGAGUCUGGUGACGUGUGCAUUGCUCAGUCCCUGAAGAUUCCCCGUGAGCCCAAAGCAGGCGAGUUCGACAAGAUGCUUCUGCGUCUGCUAGAGACGCCCAAUGCCAGAGCCGUCAUCACCUUCGCCAAUGAGGACGACAUACGUCGCAUCCUGGACGCAGCCAAGCGAAACAACCUUACGGGUCACUUCCUGUGGGUGGGCUCUGACAGCUGGGGCUCCAAAAUCUCGCCGGUGCUACACCAGGAGGUCGUGGCCGAGGGUGCCAUCACCAUCCUGCCCAAACGAGCGUCUGUGGACGCGUUCGAUCGCUACUUCAAGAGCCGCUCACUGGCUAACAACCGCAGAAAUGUUUGGUUCGCUGAAUUUUGGGAGGAAAAUUUUGGCUGCAAACUGGGGACACAUGGCAAGAGGACAGGAGCACCCAAAAAGUGUACAGGCUUGGAGAAAGUGGGUCGCGACUCUGCAUACGAGCAGGAAGGCAAAGUCCAGUUUGUGAUGGAUGCAGUGUUUGCCAUGGCCCACGCCCUGGACCAUCUUCACCGGCAGCUGUGUGCCGGCCACCCGGGUCUCUGCCUGCGCAUGACUAAUGUUGAUGGCAAAGAGCUGCUGGCGCAGAUUCGCGCAGUCAAUUUCAACGGAAGUGCUGGUACACCGGUGACGUUCAACGAGAACGGCGACGCUCCUGGCCGCUAUGAUAUUUUCCAGUACCAGAUCAGUGAGCACUCUGGGCCAGAGUAUAAAGUCAUCGGGCAGUGGACCAAUCAGCUGCAUCUCAACAUGUCUGCGCUGAAGUUUGACUCAGUGGGCAGUGUAUCACCCCCUGCGUCAUCAUGCAGCGUGCCAUGCGGGCCUGGGGAGCGCAAGAAAGUCGUGAAGGGCGUGCCUUGCUGCUGGCACUGCGAGCGCUGCGAGGGCUACCAAUUCCUUGCUAACCAGUUCUCCUGCCAGCUGUGCCCGUAUGAACAACGCCCCAACCGGAACAGUAGCGGUUGUCAACCCAUCCCAGUUAUCCGGCUUGAGUGGCACUCGCCCUGGGCACUGGUGCCCGUCCUCAUUGCCGUGCUAGGUAUCUCUGCCACUGCCUUCGUGAUGGCUACCUUCGUACGCUACAACGACACGCCCAUUGUGCGGGCGUCUGGGCGGGAGAUGAGCUACGUGCUUCUGACAGGCAUUUUUCUGUGCUACGUCGCCACCUUCCCAAUGAUGGCUCCGCCAGGUGUUGCCGUGUGCUCCCUGCGUAGGAUUUUCCUGGGUCUUGGCAUGUGCUUCAGUUACGCGGCUCUGCUUACCAAAACCAACCGCAUCCACCGUAUUUUCGCCCAGGGCAAGACAGCGGUGGCAGCGCCUCGGUUCAUCUCACCUACCUCGCAACUGGUUAUUACAUCUUCUUUGGUGGGUGUGCAGCUGGUGGGAGUGUUGGCAUGGUUCGCAGCUGAACCACCACACGCCCUGGUGGACUACGGCGAGCAGCGUACGCCUAACCCCCAGCACGCGAGGGGGUUGCUGAAGUGUGACAUCUCGGACCUUGCGCUCAUCUGCUCUCUGGGCUACAGCAUCCUGCUGAUGGUAACCUGCACGGUGUAUGCCAUCAAGACACGAGGCGUACCCGAGACGUUCAACGAGGCCAAGCCCAUCGGUUUUACCAUGUACACUACCUGCAUCAUCUGGCUGGCCUUCAUACCCAUCUUCUUUGGCACAGCACAGUCAGCUGAGCGGAUGUACAUCCAGACGGCCACGCUGACUGUAUCGCUAAGCCUGAGUGCCUCUGUGUCGCUGGGGAUGCUCUACGUGCCGAAGGUCUACAUCAUCAUCUUCCACCCAGAGCAGAACGUACCUAAGCGCAAACGCAGCUUCAAGGCCGUUGUCACUGCUGCCACAAUGACCAAUAAACUGUCGCAGUUGGCGGCUGAACGGCCCAAUGGCGAAGUGAAGACUGAGCUGUUUCAGGGUGUAGAGGCCGGAGCCUUACCAACAAAAACCACCUACGUCAGCUACGCCAACCACGACAUCUGA
Molecule: messenger RNA, 2889 nt
Organism: Nerophis lumbriciformis (worm pipefish)
Lineage: Eukaryota; Metazoa; Chordata; Actinopteri; Syngnathiformes; Syngnathidae
Source: RefSeq, a predicted model, not a curated record